AUGGGCUCCAGUGCACUGCCUCUCAUCUUGCUGAUGUCCCUCGUUCACUCUGGACUCAGUCAAGUGAAACCUGUAAUGACGGUGAAGCCAGAUCAGCGUGUGUUCAUAGGAGAGACAGUCACUUUCACAUGUGACAUACAGAGAGGAAACAUUCAGAGAUACAUCUGGUUUAAAGAUGGAGACACUGACUAUCCAUAUACAACAACAACAGCAACAGCAUUUUACAGUUUCCCAGCUGAUUAUGUGUCUCUCAGUGGUGAAUACAGUUGUAGAGGAGAGGGACCAUACUCACAGACAGACUUCAGUGAUGCUGUUACACUGACUGUAUCAGAUAAACCGACUCUGACUGUAAAGCCCCAGAGUUCAGUGUUCACUGGAGACACAGUUACUCUCAGCUGUGACGUGGGAAGAUCAACUGGAUGGACGUUUCUCUGGAGGAAAGACUCAAACCGUGAAUCCAGUAAUUAUGCAGGAACUAAAACUAUCAGUUCUGUGACAGUCUCUGAUGGAGGAAGAUACUGGUGUAGAGCACAGCGAGGAAACUACUACUACACACAUACACAAUACUAUACAGACUACAGUAAUGUUGAGAUAACAGUGAGAGGUAAGUGCUAUUUUACUUUGUAG
Messenger RNA from Rhinichthys klamathensis goyatoka, 627 nucleotides. RefSeq names its product leukocyte immunoglobulin-like receptor subfamily B member 1. Lineage: Eukaryota; Metazoa; Chordata; Actinopteri; Cypriniformes; Leuciscidae. Gene Ontology annotation, biological process: cell surface receptor signaling pathway. Gene Ontology annotation, molecular function: transmembrane signaling receptor activity. The coding region runs from base 1 to 627 and encodes 208 amino acids. The record is from RefSeq and is a predicted model, not a curated record. The transcript is spliced from 4 exons.